This is a messenger RNA of Erigeron canadensis, 1612 nucleotides long. RefSeq names its product cell division cycle 20.2, cofactor of APC complex-like. The transcript is spliced from 5 exons. Bases 61 to 1299 code for a protein of 412 amino acids. Gene Ontology annotation, molecular function: ubiquitin ligase activator activity; anaphase-promoting complex binding; protein binding. The record is from RefSeq and is a predicted model, not a curated record. Gene Ontology annotation, biological process: positive regulation of ubiquitin protein ligase activity; positive regulation of anaphase-promoting complex-dependent catabolic process; anaphase-promoting complex-dependent catabolic process. Gene Ontology annotation, cellular component: anaphase-promoting complex. NCBI's taxonomy places the organism in Eukaryota, Viridiplantae, Streptophyta, Magnoliopsida, Asterales, Asteraceae.
UACCUUCAACGCCGCAAUUCUCGUGAAAACUUGGAUAGGUUCAUACCGAAUAGAUCAGCCAUGGAUUUCGAUUAUGCACAUUACAUGUUGACAGAAGCAAAAAAAGGUAAGGAAAACCCGGUGAAGUGCUCACCGUCUUCCGAAGCGUACAAGAACCUUUUGGCGGAAACCUUCAACAUGAACAGAACCCGGAUUCUUGCUUUCAAGAACAAGCCACCCACGCCCACUGAAGCGCUUCCCAGCGCUUGCUUUUCUCCUGUUCAGCAAUCGAAACCUGUGAAACCAAGAAGAUACAUUCGACAGACUGCGGAAAGAACAUUGGAUGCACCAGAUAUUAUAGAUGAUUUCUACCUGAAUCUGUUGGAUUGGGGAAGCAGCAAUGUUAUUGCGAUUGCUCUUGGAUCAACAGUGUAUCUGUGGAAUGCUAUGGAUGGUAAUACAUCAGAGCUUUUCACUGUAGAUGAUGAGAGUGGCCCAGUGACUAGUGUCAAAUGGGCACCUGAUGGACGUCACAUUUCAGUAGGUCUAAACAACGCCGAAGUCCAGCUUUGGGAUUCGACAGCUGAAAAAUUGUUGAGAACCAUCAGAGGCGGUCACCAAUCUCGGGUUGGUGCGUUGGACUGGAACAAGCACAUCCUCACUACAGGAGGAAUGGACGGACGGAUUGUAAACAAUGAUGUUAGGAUCAGAUCACCCAUAGUUGAAACCUACUCUGGACACCACCAAGAAGUUUGUGGCUUGAAGUGGUCAGCCUCUGGUCAGCAGUUAGCUAGUGGUGGAAACGACAAUCUUCUUCACAUUUGGGACAGAUCCAUGGCUUCUACGAAUGCCCUAACUCAAUAUCUUCACAGGCUCGAGGAUCACACUGCAGCAGUGAAAGCUCUUGCUUGGUGCCCAUUCCAAGCUAAUCUUUUGGCUUCCGGAGGUGGUGGUGGUGACAUGUGUAUCAAGUUUUGGAACAUGCACACUGGUUCUUGCCUGAACUCAGUGGACACUGGGUCACAAGUGUGUGCACUUUUAUGGAACAAGAACGAACGUGAGCUGCUGAGCUCACAUGGGUUUACACAGAACCAGCUGACACUAUGGAAGUACCCCUCAAUGGUUAAGAUGGCUGACCUUACUAGCCAUACUUCAAGAGUUCUUUUCAUGGUACAGAGCCCAGAUGGAUGUACAGUUGCUUCAGCUGCAGGAGAUGAGACAUUGAGAUUGUGGAAUGUUUUUGGGAGACCUGAGGUGGCUGCUAAAGCUGCUCCUAAAGCUAGCCCGGAACCGUUUGCUCACGUGAGCCGUAUUCGUUAGCUAACUUGGAACAUGUGGAGUGCAUAGGUGGACAGCAAAUAUACACUGUAAAAAAGACACAAGCUGUAGAGAUUUAUAGCAUAGGUGGACAGUAAAUAUACACUGCAAGAAAGACACAAGUUGUAGAGAUUUAUCCAUCAAAUAUAUAAUACUAACAGAAAGUAUAUAAAUGUGAGUACUCAUGAGGUGGUUCAGCAACAAAAAGAUUAGUAAGAGUUUUUAGCAAGUUUUGCAGCUUGUCCUCUACAUGAUUUUAUUUUAUUUAUCCUUUGUAAAGAAGUUAAUUUUGUGAAGUAUUUUCAAUUUCUUUUAA